Messenger RNA from Chroicocephalus ridibundus (black-headed gull), 2715 nucleotides. It is a transcript of the gene CUNH19orf47, whose product is annotated as chromosome unknown C19orf47 homolog. NCBI's taxonomy places the organism in Eukaryota, Metazoa, Chordata, Aves, Charadriiformes, Laridae. Gene Ontology annotation, cellular component: nucleus. The record is from RefSeq and is a predicted model, not a curated record.
GAGGUCACUUCCGGCGCUCUGUGGCCGUUGUUUCCGGUGGGGCCCGGCCCGGCGGCGGCGGGAUGGGGAACGGAGAGGCUGCUGCCGGCGCCGCCGCCUGACCCGCCGUCCUCCGCCUCCUCCGCCAUGGUGUCCGUCACCAUGGCGACAUCCGAAUGGAUUCAGUUUUUCAAGGAAGCCGGAAUUCCCCCGGGCCCCGCCGUCAACUACGCCGUCAUGUUUGUGGAUAACAGGAUCCAGAAGAACAUGCUGUUGGAUCUCACCAAGGAGCUCAUGAACGAGCUGGGCAUCACGGUGGUGGGCGACAUCAUCGCCAUCCUCAAACACGCCAAAAUCGUCUACCGGCAGGAGAUGUGCAAAGCGGCCACCGAAUCGCUCUACCCCGGCUCCCCGCCGCUUCAAGCCGAGCCGCGCCGCAACGCCGCCAGCGCCGCCAGCCGCAUGAUCGCCAACAGCUUGAGCCGCGACUCGCCUCCCGCCGCGCCCCCCCUCCUCCGCCAACGGCCCCCCGCUUCCAAAAUCUCCGUCACCGUCUCCAACAAUCCGGGCGCCGCCAAGGCAGGUUUCUGCGGCGGGGCGGAGGAAAAUCCCGCCAUCCCGGGAAAACGGCGGCGGGUGACGGCGGAAAUGGAAGGGAAAUACAUCAUCCACAUGCCCAAGGGCACCACGCCGCGGACGAAGAAAAUCCUGGAGCAGCAGGCGGCCAAAGGUCUGCAGCGGACGUCUGUCUUCGACCGGCUGGGAGCCGAAGCCAAAGCGGACGCCGCGGCGGGAGGGAAGCCCAGGGGGGUCUUCAGCCGACUGGGUGACGCUUUGGGGCCCGAGGGGGACGAAGCCCCCGAGAGCGACGACGACGACGAUUCCUCUUCCGUCCUCCAAUACGCCGGCGUCCUAAAAAAACUCGUCAAACCCUUCCGGAAGGAAAACGCGGAAUCGGAAGGGAAAGCGGAAAAGAAAAUCGUCGGGUCGGAAGCCAAAAAACCCCUCGUCGGUGCCAGGAAUGUCGCCGGGAUCCGUAAACCGCCGCCGCCGUCGCCGCCGGCUUCCCAGACGGUAUCGGGAGAAGCCCAGGAUAGCGUCGUCACCAGCAGCAAGGAUAAAACGGAACGGGAAUUCCGGGUGACCAUCAAAAGGACCUGGGGAUGCGGGAAGGUGAGCAGCACCAGCGAGAGUCCCGGAGCGCAGAUGGACAGUGCCGGCACCGUCAGCGUCUUCAAACGCCUCGGGAAGAAACCGGAUUGAUUCCCACUCUUUUCCCGUCGCCAUCCUUCCCACUCGUCCCCGACGGUUUUCCGCUCGUCCCCGACGGUUUUUUCUGCUCGUCCCCACGGUUUUCCGCUCGGUCCCGCCCACUCUGUUCAACCCUCCCGAGCCUCAUCCCGCUUUUCCCCUUUGGCUCAUCCCUUGACAAGCGUUAGGGGAAAUCCCGCCGAAAUGAGGGGAAACGACCCUAAUCCCGCCGGGAAAGGGUGUUUAUCCCACAGGGAGAGGCUUCGUCCCGCGGGGAGACGCUAAUCCCGUGGGGAAAGGACCCUCAUCCCACUGGGAAAAGGACCCUCGUCCCACGGGGGGGAUGCUUCAUCCCGCGGGGAAUCACGAAUCCCACGGGGAAAGGACCCUCAUCCCACUGGGAAAAGGACCAUCAUCCCACGAGGAGCUGCUUCAUCCCACGAGGAGCUGCUUCAUCCCACAGGGAGACCCUCAUCCCACUGGGAAAGGACCCUCAUCCCACUGGGAAAAGGACCCUCAUCCCACGAGGAGAUGCUUCAUCCGAUGGGAAAACAGAAAUCCCCCGGGGAAAGGAUCCUCAUCCCAUGGGAAAAGGACCCUCGUCCCAUGGGGGGGAUGCUUCAUCCCGCGGGGAAUCACGAAUCCCACGGGGAAAGGACCCUCAUCCCACUGGGAAAAGGACCCUCAUCCCGCGAGGAGAUGCUUCAUCUGAUGGGAGAACAGAAAUCCCACGGGAAAACAUGAAUCCCACAGGGAAAGGAGAUCUUCAUCCCAUGGGAAAAGGACCCUCGUCCCACUGGGAAAAGGACCCUCGUGCCAUGGGGGGAUGCUUCAUCCCGCGGGGAAUCACGAAUCCCACGGGGAAAGGACCCUCGUCCCGUGGGGAGAUGCUUCAUCCCACGGGGAAAACCCGAAUCCCACGGGAAAACCGCGGGGGAAAGAGGGGGGGAAAACCCCCUUCCCGACGGAUUUCCAGCCUCCUCCCGGCAGCUGAGAGGCCAAAUCCGUCCUCUCCAUCUCCCACCGGCACCAAAACCCCCUUUUUUCCCCCCCCCGCCGGCCUUUCUUUUCCCCUUUUUCCGCAGGUUUUUUCCUAUAUUUAGGAAUUCCGGAAAACUCCCUGCAGAGGGUUGUUGGGUUUUUUUGUCCUCCCCCACCCACCCACCCCCCCGUAUUUUUUUCUGGGAGUUUUUCCCCGUUUUAUUUAGGAAUUUGCACCAAAAACGACUCCGGAAAACGAGCUUUACGGAGCGGGAUUCUUAAUUUUUCCGCCUUUCCGAGCAGCCUCGAAAUAUUUAAUAAUAAUAAUAAUAAUAAUAAUAAUAAUAAUAAUAAAAACCCCCAAAACAUCAAAAAACUCCUCGGGGGCUGGAAGAAAAAAAAAAAAAAAGAAAAAAAACCCCCAAAUUGCCUUAAUUUAAGCGACACCUUAAGCUCAUCCCGCCGCCAAACCCUAAACCGGGCUCGUUUUUUUUCUUUUUUUUU